Dromaius novaehollandiae (emu) is the source of this 4939-nucleotide messenger RNA. It is a transcript of the gene ODF2, whose product is annotated as outer dense fiber of sperm tails 2. The transcript has 19 exons. The record is from RefSeq and is a predicted model, not a curated record. Bases 1580 to 3901 code for a protein of 773 amino acids. Gene Ontology annotation, biological process: regulation of cilium assembly. NCBI's taxonomy places the organism in Eukaryota, Metazoa, Chordata, Aves, Casuariiformes, Dromaiidae. Gene Ontology annotation, cellular component: centrosome.
UAGAACUGUAAAACUCAUUGCUUUGUUAACUAUAUUCAUAUUGAAUGGUGAAUUUUCAGUAGCAUUUUCUAUGACUAAGAUUAUUUAAGUAUGAUACAGAAUAUGUAGUUAGUUUUCAUGGCUUGUUUUAUAAUGUUUAAAUGUAUGAUUGUGAGAAGUGCUGCUUCUGAUGGUUUUUAGAUAAUAUUUUAAAAGAAUCUUACAACUAUUUAAACUUUGCAUUGCACAGUCCUCUGCAUCAUGAUUUAGGUAAGUAAAAUAAAUGACUUUGAGUGGCCCCUCAGCCAUGACAAAGCUUGAAAUAAAACUAAUCUUUUAGUGUUGAAUCCUAUCAAAUAGAGGCUUUUGUACAUCUGUUAGUAGAACAUCUCCCUGUCCUUUUGGUUGAAGCAUGGGGAAGUCCUGCUCCAAUACUAUGUGGGUUUGGGGAUUUUUUCCCUCUUAUUUUCCUGAAUUUGUGCCCUGAUAAUCAAAUGUUUGAGGGUUUUUUGGCUUCAUCCCCCAACUCUUCCUUUCUUUCUUUCUUUUUUUUUUUUUUUAAGGAGGGGAUUAAUAGCUGGGCAUUGCAAGUUGCCUCUGGUUUGUAUUAAGUUAAGUAUGUAUUUAGAAAAACAGAGAGUCUGGAUUUAAACCAACUUCUACCACCUUCUUAUUUUUCUGAGCUAUGUGGCAAAGAGGAUUUCUUGGUAGCCUUAUCCACAAUAGACUAGAAGGUGAUAAAGUGAAACUGAUUUGCUAGCUACGUGAUAUCCUCCCUUGCAGCUGGAUGUUGUUUAUGCAAAAGCGUUCUCAAAAGGUGAUGGAAGUUGCGAGCUCAUUCUUCCUCGUAUCUGCAGGUGUUCUGUUCUAAAUCCUCUAUUAAUUGUUCUGUUUGCUUAUUGCCAAUGGCAAAUAUUGUAAUGGGAUAAGGACUGACAGUGAAAUCAAUGCCUCUUUCUAGCGAAUUCCUUGUGAGCUGCUUUGGAAUAUCUGGUUUUUCUCAUCUAAGGUUAUAAAUGCGUGAAAACACUUUAUUUUGGUUAGAGCACCUCAAAUUCAAUUCAAAUAAACAUGGAUCUAUUAGUUGACCAAAAAGCUGGUAAAACACUUCAGGGGCUUUUUAUAACCAAUUAGACUGUGCUAUUUUUCUUCUCUGGUAGGGCUGCUGUCGAAUGUUAUAGCUGCUGUUUUAUGAGAUGAAUCUGGAAUGGAGAAGGGAUCUCCCAGGUCAUUCCUUCUGCACAUUGUAUUACAGUAUUUUUGUGUGUGUGUGUGCAUCUCUGUACAGAGGACAUUUGGUGGGGGUUUUUUUGUUUGUUCCACACACACAUGCACACAUCUGGCCUGGCAGGUGACGAAGGUUCUCAUUGCAUCACAGGCGCAGAACCCGCAGCGAUGUCACAGAGUUGCUCUGUGAUAAAUAGCAGCACGUGCUCCGUCUAGCCAUACCGUCAACUGAAUAUUCAAUAACCAUUCCUUCUGGCUGGUGUUACCCUGCUAUGACAGCUGCUUGCUCAUCUGAGCUGAGCUGCCUGAGCUGAUGCAUCAUGUGAAACGCUAGCAGAAGCACAAACAGAAAACAAAAGGGGAUGCUGUGAGCAUGCGCCGAAAUGUCCGGGUGAAAACUAAGGCCCCCUGGGUGCCCCCAGGCAAAACAUCUGUCCGGGAGUCCAUCUGCAAAUGGGAGGGACCAACUCACCGCCUAGAAAUUACACCUUCAGAUUCGGAAAAACUGUUGUCAGUAUUGCGCCUGAGUGACCUCUCUACAGAUGAGGAGGAUGCUGUUUGCUGCAAAAUGAAUGAGUAUGAAAAGAAGAUAGAUAGCUUGAUGAAUGUGGUGGGAACACUGAAGAACGAGGCCAAGAUGCAGAAACAGGAGGAACAGCAGCAACGGACAAAGCGUCUCCUUGAGGAGCAGAAAGAAGAACUGGAUGAGGUCACUCAAGAGCUGGUGGAAACAGAACAUGAGAACACACUGCUCAGACGCAAUAUUGAGCGCAUGAAAGAGGAGAAAGAUCUGACCGCGUUACAGAAAAAGUGCUUGCAGCGUGAGAAGGAGUGUCUGAUGUCCAAGCUGAGUGAAGCAGAGAGGGAUGGAGCAGCUGCAGCCAAACAGAUCCAUGCUCUGAAAGACGCAAUUGGGAGACUCAACAUUGAGAAACACAUGAGCAGCUCAGAUAUUAACACACUGACAAGACAAAAAGAGCUGCUGCUACAGAAAUUGAGCACCUUUGAAGAAACCAACCGGACACUCCGAGAACUUCUUAAAGAGCAGCAAAACCGGGAGAAGGAUGCUCAGAAGAUAUUGGAGCAGCAGGGAACGCUGUUGAAAAGGCUGGCUGACUCAGAUGCAGAGAAAGUGCAACUCCAGAUGAUGCUUCAGGAGAAAGAAAAAGAGGUGGAUGACCUUACCGUUCAGAUACAGACAGAGAAGGACCAGGCAAAGACAGCAUGUGAACUCUCCAAAUCUAUGGAGGCCGUGAGAGGCCAUUUACAAGCACAGCUACGAAAUAAAGAAGCUGAAAACAACCGUCUGGCUAUCCAGAUCCGGAAUCUGGAACGCAAUGGAGCUCAGCAUAAGGUAGAGGUGGAACAUAUCAUGGAGCAACUGAAAGAGGUAAGGCAGAAGGCAGACCGUGAUAAGGAGGCCCUGAAGAAAGCUGUCCGUGCACAGAAAGACCGGGCAGAGCGGAGUGAGGAGUAUGCAGAGCAAUUGAACGUCCAGCUGGCAGAAAAGGACAGUUAUGUUGCUGAAGCACUGUCUACGCUAGAGUCCUGGAGGAGUCGCUACAACAAAGUAGUGAAGGACAAGAGCGACCUCGAACUGGAAAUUGUUAUGCUGAACAGCCGUAUUACAGACUUGCUGGAAGAGCAGAAAACCCUGGAGGACAAGAUGCGAGAAGACAGAGAUGUUUUGGUGGAUAAAUUGCAUCGACAGGCCACAGAGACCACUUCUUUCAAAAUGGAGAACGAAAGGCUAAAGGCUAGUGUGGUCCCAAUGGAGGAAAAGCUGAACCAAGCACACAUGGAAGUGCAGCAGCUCAAGAGCUCUCUCAAGAAUUAUGAAGGGUUGAUUGAAACCUACAAGUCACAGGUGUUGAAGAACCGAAUGGAAGCAGAUGAUGUGACAGCAAAACUGGAGAUCUGUGAUAAAGAGAACAAGACACUAAAGAAUGAAAUGAACAAAGAGAUUGAACUGGCUCGUCAGCAGUUCCAGAGCCAGCUCGCUGAGCUAGAAAAGCUCCCCGAGAUCUUGAAGAUCACAGAGACACGGCUGGCAGAAUGUCAGGACCAGAUUCAGAGUUAUGAGAAGAAGAAUGCGGACCUGUCUGUCAUGAUUACAGAUCUUCGUCAGCGGAUUGAGCUCCAGGGGGACAAAAUGGAGAUGACAAGAGAGAGGUAUCAAUCUGCCCAGGAGGAGAAUAAGCAGCUCACCUUGAAGGUGGAGGAGCUGGAAAGAAAACUACAGACAACGAGUGCCCAGAACAUAGAAUUCCUUCAGGUCAUAGCAAAACGUGAAGAGUCGAUUCACCAGUGUCAGCUGCGGUUAGAGGAGAAGACCCGUGAAUGUAGCUCCUUGGCACGUCAGCUGGAGAUGGCCAUUGAGGAUGCCAAAAGACAAGUGGAACAAACAAGAGAACGAGCAGCAGCUAGAGAGAAGGCAGCCCAGUCCAAGAUGUUGGAUUUGGAGACCCAGCUGAGUAGGACUAAAACAGAGCUGAACCAGUUGCGUCGGAGCAAAGAUGAUGCAGAGCGCCGGUAUGAAAGCCGCCUGCAGGAUUUAAAGGACAGGUUGGAGCAGUCAGAGAGCACCAACCGCAGCAUGCAAAACUAUGUCCAGUUCCUCAAGUCCUCCUAUGCCAACGUUUUUGGAGAAAGUGCCUUGCUGAGCUCCUCCACCCGCUCUCGUUCUUCUCCAUGAGGACAAUGCUCUCCCUGCCCCAUGGCUAUUAAGCACAAAAGGAGCCCUAUUUCAAAGCCAUAUCUUAUGUGGAAAAUUGGUUGCCGUUUCAGGAUAGGGAGAAGUUUUAAUAUUUUCCUUGCACCAUGAGAUGGUAAAAUGAUGGUGAUAUAUGCCCUAAGUGUAGGGCAUCAGCAAUACUGGUUUGGUAUUGGACAUUGGCAUCACGCCAUAAACUAUGCCCCAAACCCAGCUGGAUUUGAAUGCAUAGAAAUGAUCAUUUUCAUCCCAUAAGGUCCUUAUGGUUUCAGCUCUUAAAACCUGGCAGUGGUUUUAGUUGAGCAUGGUCAUGCUUUUUACAGGUCUGUUCAUUUUCAUGCAUCUUUCUUCAUUCUCUGUGUGUUAGGGAGAUCAUGUUUCUGUGUGUAGGGUUUUGGGUUUUUUUGUAAUUUGUAAUUUUUUUUUAAUGUUGCACACUGAUGCAACGGCUGGUGGGAGAGAGUCCACCCACCAGAAGUGUGAAGCUGAAGAUAACUUAAGUGCCUGGGCUCUACACUUUUAAAAGAUUAUCUCCUGAACAACCACCCUAUUUGUAAACGGUUUUAUACCAGCAGCAAUGAAUGUUAUUUGCACUUGAUUUUGUAUACGCUAAUCCUCAACGUUUGUCUCGAGUGUGAUCUUAAUGCGUAUUAAAGCUUCUAACUUGCUUUAUUCCCUCCAAGCCAAUUUCCUGAUCCCGAUUAUCCCCAGAACUGAGCCAAAACUCUCAGAAUUCAAAGGAAAGACUCUGGUUUAAUCUCAGCGGAACUCGAAUUGGGGUCUCAGUGUGAUGCCAUGGGAUUUGGGACUGUGUGAGAAACGCUGGCUUGGUCUUGAGCCAAUUUAAGAGCAGCUUUAUUUCUGCUCAACUUCCUCAUUUAACCAGGCUGCACUUUGGCUAGGAAAAUCAGGUCUUUAGAGCGUCGACUCCCUAAAACUCACGGGCUCUCCAGGGCCCGGUUCCUUAUGGUAAAUGGCUCUGAGGGGGAGGAAAAAUAAACAUAAUUGUUUUUAUUUUCA